AUGACUACCAAGAUCGACAAGAUGGGCGGGGCCCAUACCGAAGAAGAAGGCCAGGACACGACAGUAGCUGCCUCGAGCUCUGUUCUUGCUGGAUCUGAUGAUAUGUUGUCUCUUGGUCGGGUUGACCAAGCUCUGUCAACCAAGAUGCAGCUUGUCAAUGAGGCAAUCGACACAAUCGGGUUUACCCCUUAUCAUACGAAGCUUUUUUUUCUCAACGGAUUCGGCUACGGUGUUGACUCGAUGUUACUCUUCCUUAUGAGCAUAUCCGCCGACCAGGUGGUGGCCCAGUACCCUCCGAAGUUUGACAGGGGCGCCCAACUGGGCUUCUAUAUUGCCUUGCUAGUGGGUGCCUUAUUCUGGGGUAGCACAGCGGACAUCAUAGGCCGAAAGUGGGCUUUCAACUUUUCUCUGUUCACUAGCGCUAUCUUUGCUAUCACUGCUGGGGCUGCACCCAAUUACCCGGCCUGGGCUACUUUGGUCGCACUUUCGGCUUUCGGAUCUGGAGGAAACUUGGUGCUUGACACCACGGUCUUCCUCGAAUAUCUCCCUUCUAACAAGCAAUGGCUUCUAACCCUUCUAGCGGGUUGGUGGGGAGUUGGGCAGACCGUGGCCGGUCUGGUGGCCUGGCCGUUCAUGGCAAACUAUAGCUGCCCUACGGACGGCUCUGUUCCAUGCACCAACGCCAACAACAUGGGAUGGAGAUAUUUAUUCUACACCUGUGGAGCUCUGGUGUUUGUCCUAAGUAUUGCUCGAGUACUCGUUAUUCGAUUUCAUGAGACCCCCAAGUUCCUUCUCUGCCAAGGCAUGGAUGAAGAGGUUAUUAAAACGCUCCAAAAUCUUGCUCAGAAGUAUGAUCGCCCAUGCAACCUCACUCUGGAGCAACUUCAAGCCUGUGGCCAAAUACACAGCGCCCAUGCCAAAGAUAAAGCCUCCCUGUCUGAGUUGGUAGUACACGUCCGAGGUCUGUUCUCGACCCGAAUUAUGACCAUCUCGACGUCGCUCGUGUGGUUUUCUUGGGCACUCAUUGGGCUAGGAUAUGCUCUGUAUUAUGUUUACCUGCCCGAAUACCUUGCCUCUCGAAACGCAACGGCCGGUGAGACUUCGACCUAUCUCACAUGGCGGAACUAUGCAAUCACCAAUCUCUGCGCUAUCCCGGGUCCUAUCAUUGCAGCAUAUAUGUCCGAGCUUCCUAUUUUUGGGAGAAGAUACACAAUGGCCAUCGGAGCAUUCAUGACAAUGGCCUUCUUCUUCGGCUAUACCGCUGUCCGCACUAGUGCGCAAAAUCUGGGCUUUGCAUGUGCAAUCUCCAUUGCAAUCAAUAUGUACUACGCAACACUUUACGCCUACACUGUUGAAAUCCUACCGUCCGCGCAUCGAGGUACUGGCAAUGGCAUCGCAGUCGCACUCAAUCGACUGAUGGGAACGGUAUCAGCGUUGAUUGGUGCCUUCACAUCCACUGCCAGCUCAGUCCCAAUUUACGUAUGUGCUGCUCUUCUGGGAAUGGCAGGUAUCCUUGCCGUGCUGUUCCCUCUUGAGUCUCGUGGGAGACACAGCAUCUAA
Penicillium daleae is the source of this 1560-nucleotide messenger RNA. Its product is annotated as MFS transporter. Gene Ontology annotation, molecular function: transmembrane transporter activity. Gene Ontology annotation, cellular component: membrane. Lineage: Eukaryota; Fungi; Ascomycota; Eurotiomycetes; Eurotiales; Aspergillaceae. The transcript has 5 exons. The record is from RefSeq and is a predicted model, not a curated record. The coding region runs from base 1 to 1560 and encodes 519 amino acids. Gene Ontology annotation, biological process: transmembrane transport.